Molecule: messenger RNA, 1542 nt
Organism: Colletotrichum siamense
Lineage: Eukaryota; Fungi; Ascomycota; Sordariomycetes; Glomerellales; Glomerellaceae
Gene: PDA6-1-2
Product: Pisatin demethylase
Exons: 4
Coding region: 1-1542 (513 amino acids)
Molecular function (GO): heme binding; monooxygenase activity; iron ion binding
Source: RefSeq, a predicted model, not a curated record
AUGAAUAAUCAACUUUUAUUAGCCGUGGCGGCGUUCGCCUUAUUUUUAUACGUUGCUGCAGCGUUGUUCAAUUGGGUGCGCUCUCCUCUGCGGUCCAUACCUGGGCCUAUGUUGGCGCGCUUUACGGACUUUUGGUAUUUCUUUCGCAUUCAGCAAGGCAAUUUCGAAAAGGUCAACAUUGCUCUUCAUGAAAAAUAUGGCCCCAUCGUCAGAUACGGCCCAAACCGAUACAGCAUCAAUGACGCUGAGGCAUCCAAGACUAUCUACGGUCACGGAACCCAGUUCCCCAAGUCGAUCUGGUACUCACCAUUUCAGCCAAAUGACACUUGGUGGAACAUUUUUUCCGACCAGUCCAUCAAACGCCAUGCUCACAACAGACGCUUCUUUGCCCACGCCUUCUCAAUGACAUCGCUCGUAAACUACGAGCCGUAUCUUGAUGAGUGCGGCGAGAUCUUCUCCCAACGCAUGCUGGAAUUCUCAAAGGCGGGCGCACCCGUUGACAUCGGCCACUGGUUCCAGUGCUUUGCCUUCGAUGCCGUUGCGUACAUUACGUACGGCAAACGAUUAGGCUUCCUGGACCGCGGCGAUGAUAUUGGCAAGGUUAUCGAAAACCUUGACGCCAGCUUGAUUUACUCUAGCCUCGCCGGAAUUUUCCCCUCAUUCCAUCGCUACAUUGCUCCGCUUCUUUCAGCCAUGGGUCCUCUUUUCCGCACCGACCGCAUCAUGUAUGUGAUGAACUUCACUCAGAGCAGGGUCACGGAAGAGCGAGCUUCGCCCAAGUCAGUCGCUGAGUUCAAGACCGAUGUAGAAGGCGCGGGUGUCGGCGAGACUUUCUUGAGGAAGUAUCUUGCCAAACACUCCGAGGACCCCGAUGCCUUCACCAAUUACCACAUUCUCAUUGGAUGCGCGACCAACAUGUUUGCGGGCUCAGACACAACCGGCAUUAGUCUUUCUGGAAUAUUGUACCACCUGCUCAAGAACCCGGAUUGCGUCACAAAACUGCGUGCCGAGAUCGACGACUUCAGUAGCCGGGGCGAGCUUUCGGAGAAUCCCACGUUCAAGCAGGGUCAGGACAUGCCUUACUUACAGGCUGUCAUCAAGGAGGCGUUGCGUAUGCACCCUGCCGUCGGCCUGCCAUUGGAGCGAGUCGUGCCUGAAGGAGGCGCCACCAUCGCCGACCGUUUCUUCCCCGAAGGUUCUGUUGUUGGCAUCAAUAGCUGGGUUCAACAUCAUAAUAAGAGUAUCUUUGGCCAGGAUGCGGAUAAGUUCUGCCCUGAGCGUUGGCUCAUCGACGACGAAGACAAGCUUUCCCUGAUGAACCGAAACUGGAUGCCGUUCGGCUUGGGGUCGAGGACGUGCUUGGGAAAGAAUGUUUCCACCUUGGAGAUGACGAAACUGAUCCCGAGAAUCAUCCGCGAUUUCGACUUCAAACUUGACGGAGACGCGGCAGCACCUGGAGGAUCUUGGACCACUGCCAACGCGUGGUUCGUGAAGCCCCGAGGCUUCUGCGUUCGGGUAGAGCCCAGAAAGCUCAUCUCUUGA